CGAAGGCGGGUGGGCCGGCUCGGGCCGGGGCCAUGGGAAAGGACUACUACCAGACGCUGGGCCUGGCCCGCGGCGCCUCUGAGGACGAGAUCAAGCGCGCCUACCGACGGCAGGCGUUGCGCUAUCACCCUGACAAGAACAAGGACCCUGGUGCUGAGGAGAAAUUCAAGGAGAUCGCCGAGGCCUACGAUGUGCUCAGUGACCCGCGCAAACGUGACAUCUUCGAUCGCUACGGAGAGGAGGGUUUAAAAGGUGGUGGCUGCACCAGUGGGAACAGUGCAGUCCCUAAUGGUGCUUCCUUCAGCUACACAUUCCAUGGAGACCCUCACGCCAUGUUUGCCGAGUUCUUUGGAAGUCACAAUCCCUUUGACAGUUUCUUUGGGCAACGGAACGGAGACGAGGGCAUGGAUACUGACAGCCCCUUUGCCAGCUUUCCGAUAGGCAUGGGGAGUUUCAGCAGCAUGAAUUUCGGCGGCUCCCGUCAACCCCCAGAACAACCUCGCCGGAAACAGGAUCCACCCGUCACCCAUGACCUGAGAGUCUCACUGGAAGAGAUCUAUAGUGGCUGUACCAAGAAGAUGAAAAUCUCCCACAAAAGGCUGAACCCUGAUGGAAGGAGCAUCCGCAAUGAGGAUAAGAUUCUGACCAUCGAAGUGAAGAAAGGGUGGAAAGAGGGGACCAAGAUCACCUUCCCUAAAGAGGGGGACCAGACCUCAACCAACAGCAUUCCAGCCGAUAUCAUCUUCGUUUUAAAGGACAAGCCUCACAGCAUCUUCAGGAGAGAUGGGUCUAACGUGAUCUACCCAGCAAAGAUCAGCCUCCGUGAGGCCUUGUGUGGCUGCACUGUGAAUGUCCCAACACUGGAUGGCAGGAGCAAAUCGAUCGUGUUCAAGGAUGUCAUCAGACCCGGAAUGCAUUGGAAAAUUGCUGGAGAAGGUCUCCCCCUCCCUAAAACACCUGAGAAACGGGGGGACCUUAUUAUCGAGUUUGAAGUGACAUUCCCUGAAAGGCUUCCCCAGUCUUCAAAGAGCACCCUGGAACAGAUCCUGCCCAUGUAAGAAGCAUCUCAUUCCCAAGAACUGAACCGGCGAUGCUUCGGAAGGCCAAGGAUUUCCAGUCUGCCGGCAUAAGAGAGGGGUCAGGGAACGUUUUAAUGUAGCUGAUUUGCUUUCCGGAUAAUAUAUCACUCAGCUUUGAAAGCUUGUA
Tachyglossus aculeatus (Australian echidna) is the source of this 1206-nucleotide messenger RNA. RefSeq names its product DnaJ heat shock protein family (Hsp40) member B1 (gene DNAJB1). Gene Ontology annotation, cellular component: cytosol. The transcript has 3 exons. NCBI's taxonomy places the organism in Eukaryota, Metazoa, Chordata, Mammalia, Monotremata, Tachyglossidae. Bases 33 to 1058 code for a protein of 341 amino acids. Gene Ontology annotation, molecular function: Hsp70 protein binding; transcription corepressor activity. The record is from RefSeq and is a predicted model, not a curated record.